Micropterus salmoides (largemouth bass) is the source of this 7317-nucleotide messenger RNA. RefSeq names its product tudor domain containing 15 (gene tdrd15). The transcript has 5 exons. The record is from RefSeq and is a predicted model, not a curated record. The coding region runs from base 246 to 6272 and encodes 2008 amino acids. Gene Ontology annotation, biological process: spermatogenesis. Lineage: Eukaryota; Metazoa; Chordata; Actinopteri; Centrarchiformes; Centrarchidae.
GUUACCUCUUUGCUAGUUUUACUGCCGCUGAAUGUGAACUUGAACCGCCAUGAGAAAGUCGGCGGAGUCACGUUUGUUUAGUCCGGACACGUUCUUGUACCAAUGCUGGUUAAGGGAAACGAAAGUUUGCCAUAUUUCUUCAUUUGAAAUCAGAUUUUUGGUUCAGCAGUAUGCGGUUUAAAUUGCAGAAAGCUACGGUAGCUAACGAUUCUGUUUAGGAGAGGACCACUACUGAUGCUGCUGCCAUGCAGUCAGUGUUGAGCUCCGAACAUCAAAAGUCUCUGAAUUCUGGUCCAUCUGUACCAUACGCCCUUUGGCCAGUGGACCUCAGGUUAACUCACCUGGACUGGAACCCAGAAGCAACUCUGAUACACUUCCAGGGACAGUACCAUACCAUAUGUGAACUUGAUUAUACCAUCUUGCAAGGAGAAAUACAGAACAUACCUAAGACUAAAGCUGUAGUCGAUGUCGGAGAGUUUUGCCUUGUAGAAGAUUUGACUUCAGCUCGCUGGUACAGGGGAAGAGUUCAAAACCGAAAAGAGGACUUGUUUGAUGUUUACCUCAUAGAUCACGGUAAUGUCUUGAGUGUCGACAUCAGCCACAUAUCUUCCUGUUCAAACGAGCUGUUCAUCCUGCCUCCCAAGAUAGUUUGCGGCUUUCUUGCGAAUGUACUGCUGCUUCAAGAUUGUUCUCAUUCUGUAGUGGAGGGGUACUUCUCAAACCUGAUCGGAAGAAAUGUCACAGGUUACAUCCAAGCUUUCCUGCCCCACAAAGUGCUAUUAUUAGAAGCCUCUGACAUCAACAUCGACCUUGUUAGACAUGGGUUUGGGAGACAUGUGGACACAGAUACUUUCCUCCUCUUGGUUGAGAUGCUCACAGAGGUGCCGCUCAAACAAAACUUAGAGCCAGUACCUGACUUACUCAUAGAAAAGCCGAGGGGACAAGAAUUUAGCUUCAGUCCGCCUGGUUUGCAGGGAUACGAAGACAUUCUGUCCUUCUGUGGGCCUAGAUUGAGUUGUGGGACACGUGUUAAAGUGCGUGUGACGGCUGCUGUCAAACCUGGGCUGUUUUACUGUCAGAGGAUCUGUAUGGACACAGAUCUUUGGGAAAUGUCACAGAAGCUGGCUGCAGUUUGUGAGCACAGAACCAAAGAACACAAUCAGGAGACUCCAGAAAACCUGGGUUUGCUGUGUGCAGUUAAAGGCAAAGAUGGGAAAUGGCAUAGAGGCUUUGUGCAGUUUCUCCCAGUCAACUCUCAAGUUAGAGUUCUGUUCAUUGAUUACGGAUUCUUUGAAUCUGUCAAAGUUGAAAAUGUCCACAGGUUGACACCUGAUUUCUAUUCACCACCCAUCAUGGCAUUUCCAUGCUCGCUGUCUUCCCUGAAUGAUCAAGAUGAGUCGGUCAAAACCCAGCAGUUGAGUUUUCUCAAGGCAGGCUUGCUUGGAAGAUUGUUAGAUGUAGAGAUCAGAAGUUUUGACGAAGGACAGCAUCUGUACUCUAUCACAGUAAUAGGUGCUGAAGAUAACCGUGUGAAGGCACCAGAGCCCAUUCUAGAGCAUCCAAGAACAAAGGUUGAGACAGAACAAGUGUCACCUCGGUGUGGGUAUUUAAAAUACGAGACAAUCAUGGGCGAAGAAUUGGGUAAAACAGUGGAAGCAGAAGAGGUGACGGUAGACUCUGUCUUUGUGGGCUAUGUUGAGCAUGUCCAGAAUCCAAACCAUUUCUGGAUCAGAACACAAAAACGCAAUGAUGAGUUUGAAGAAAUGAUGACAAAAAUGGCAGAUCACUUCAGUCAAGUGAAGCUGGAUGAAGACGUACUGUUGAAUCCUGAGCUUGGGACGAUGUGCUGUGCAGUUUAUGAGGAAGACAUGCAUUUCUACAGGGGUGUAGUGACAGACACUCUUGUACAUGGAGCGGAAGUUUUUUUUAUCGAUUUUGGAAACAUUGAGAAAGUGCCAUACAUGUUAAUCAAGAAGAUACCCGAGACAUUUGCCAGCAAAUCAGCAUUUGCAUUCUGUUGUACUCUUGUUAAUGUGUUUCCAUUGGAUGAAGUGUGGACCAGUAAUGCCUCUGACUUUUUCAAAAGAGCCGUGUCAAACAAAGCCCUACUUGUCAAUGUUGUCCAGAUGAGAAAAAACAAAUUUGUUGUUGAUCUCUAUGAGAUCGGAAGUGACAACAAUCAAAGUAUCUCCAAGCUCCUGAUCUCUUCCAAACAAGCUGACUACUGGAACAACAUUCCCAUACAGCCUGUGGUGCAAAAUAACAAAGAUAUGUCAGAAACAACAAGGUGCCCAAGAUAUAGUUUGACAUCAGACAUCAAUGGGAAUGCAGAGCAAUUGGAGGAAGAGAAAAUGUGCAAAAAAGAAAUAAACAAGGCCCAACCUCCUGUUAUCUUCAAAGAAUUAAGCAUCAAGCCUGGGUGCGAGUUUGCUGUGUGUUGCUCGUACAUCAGCUCUCCAUCAGAGUUCUGGUGCCAGCCUCUAGAUAAAAUUCCAGCUUUGGAGGAACUGAUGGCUGAAGUUCAGCAAUAUUACUCGACUCAUACUGUCCCCCACCAGUCUGGUGAUUCAUGUUGUGUCGCCAAGUCACCUCAAGAUGGAAGAUGGUACAGGGGGGUCAUCAUAGAAAAACAGAAAAGUCUUGCCAGAGUGAUGUUGGUUGACUAUGGCUAUACCAUCCAAAUAAAGGAGCACAAUCUUCAGGCAGUAAUGCCAGAAUAUGUUUAUUUGGAAGGACAGGCUUUCAGGUGCAGCCUUUACAACCUGAUUGAGCCUGCUGACCCCAAGAACUGUGGGAAAUGGAGUCCGGAGGUGUGCAACUUGCUGAAAGAUUUUGUCCUCUGCAACACAGGUGGUCUGAGAUGUAAAGUUGUCUCCCAGUGGAAUGUGAAAAACAAAGGCCUGUGCAAUGUUGUGGACCUCUACAAAACCCAAACCCAACAGAGCAUAACAGAUUUGCUCUUGGAAAAGGGCCUGGCAAGAGAAGUGACACUCUCAACAAAGCAACUGUCAACGAUGUUUCCUGAGUCUUUUGUUUACUCGUCAUAUGAUCUAAGUCCUGGAAAGGAAGAACAAGUAUUUAUUACUCAUGUUAGCAGUCAGUGGGAGGUCUACUGCCAGCUUGAGAGAAACAGUGAAAUCAUAGAAGAACUUGAAAAGAAAAUCUCAGAGGAGAGUGAGAAAAUGAUGAAAGCCAGUACAAGAGCUGUUUUGAGGAAGCUGUGCCUGGCAAAAUACUUUGAUGGCAAAUGGUACAGAGGCUUGGCACAUCCUGUUGAGUCACCUCUGCAUCUUGGUGUGUUUUUUGUGGAUUUUGGAAACGUAAACAUAUCGGAGAAAACCCAGGUCAUGUUUAUCCCUAGAGACUCUGAUUUGUUGUACACACCCAUGCAGGCUGUGAGGUGCAGUCUUGCUUCAGUGUCCAAGGAGGAUCUCUAUGCAGAUGUCAAUGAAUGGCUUGAUGGCACAAUCCUCAACAAGCAAGUGAGAGCCAUCAUAGUGGAAAAGACCGAAGAUGGUUCAUUUGGUGUUGAACUGUUUGAUGGAGAUGUUAACAUCAAUGAGAAGGUAAAGGAGCUCAUUCUCAGUCUUUCACCUAAACCAAAGACAGUUGUGAGCUUUGACAUUAGUAGCACAAAGACAAAAUGCAAAACUUCCCAAAGAAGAAACCCAAAGGCUUCACUCAAGUGCAUGAGUCAUCAACAUAAAAGGCGAAUGGCGUCUUCAAUUUCUCCCACAUUGAAUGCCCAUAGAGGCACUACGGUUGGGAGAGCACCCUGCAAAAAGAAAGACUACACAAAAAACUGGGAAAGUGGGAAAGCCCACAACAAGAACACAAAAGUGAAACAACAAAAUGAUGACAAUACAAAGAGCUGUGUCCCUCUAAAGAUUCAGAAAAGCUCUCCAGUUAAACAACAAAAAGACUGCCGUGAUACAAAAACAAAGUCCGAACAACCACAAUAUACAAAGGAAACGGAUGUUCCUCAGCUUUCGUGUUUGCCUGACAUGAAAGUGAGCGCAGGUUUCAGGGCAUUGUGUUUUGUCUCACACAUCGACUCAGUCUUAAGUUUUUUCCUUCAGCUGUCAGAGGAUGAACCUGCCAUCUUAAAAAUGGGUGAAGAUCUCAACUCAAGUACGUUGAGAGAUUCUUUGAAGACCGCCACAUCUUUGAGAAUCGAUGACCUUGUUCUGGCAGAAUAUGAGGAAGAUGGCGGUCUUUAUCGUUCUGCUGUGAAGGACUAUGAAGGAAGUUCCUGUUUCAAAGUUGAGUUUGUGGACUAUGGCAACUCAACAGUUGUGAAGAAGGAGAAGAUCUACUCCAUACCAAAGGAAUAUCUCCCUCAGCCAAGAUUUUGUGUAUCCUGCUCACUGCUUGACCCAAGGACAUACAAAAAUGAUGCUUCAUUCACGGAUGCUGUAAUGGAGAAGCCUCUCAUGGUUGAUUUUGUCCGUCCAUGUGGAAAUCAAUGGGUAGUUAAGGUUGAGAUUCUUGAUGGAACCGUUGGUCUUCCAGCAGCAGUUGAAGCAGCUGUUGAGAGUAGCACUGAAACUGAAAAGGAAGAGGAGGCUCCUGCAAGUUCACCUGUAAUAGAAGAGAAAGUGAGACCCUGUGAACAGAACGACGUGAGAAAAGGACUGAGUGAGAAUGAAAUCACUAAAUCUGAAAAGAAUAUACCUACUUUUGAUCGUGAAAACUUGCUGAAACAACCAGCUGCCACACGGUCACCCAAACUGAAGGUAGUAACCUGCUUGCGCCAUAGAAGAACACCCAUAAGAAACAUGGUUAAUUCUAAGAAGAAUCAAAGGAAACUAGUUAAAUCCUCUGUCAAAGCGAAGCGUGAUUGUGCAGAUGCAGUCAAACCUCCGACUAUUCAAGCUGGAGACACGGAGAAUGGCACAGUUCUGUCGGUCCUGAGUAACAGCUAUUUUUACAUCAGACUAAAUAAGACAAGUGACCUACUUGUUGCAUUGGAAAGUCGCAUAGCUGACCUAUACAAAUGCGAGAUGGUGGCUGAAGAGGAUGUCAAACAAGGCCUCAAGUGCUUAGUUCAGCUACACAAGGACAAGCAGUGGCACCGGGCAGUUGUUCAACAUGUAGGCCGGGGAAAAUGCCAGGUCCUGUUUGUGGAUCAUGGAAUUACAGAAGAAAUUCCAAGUGGCUCAAUCCGACGACAGUGUAGAGACCUGACAAAAAUCCCCAACCUUGCCGUUUUGUGUAAGAUGAACUGCCUUGGGUUCAGUGAGGUAGAGGGUGCAUACAAAUUGUGGCAUGAAACUCUCAAACCAAUGAUAGGCAAAGAAGUCAAGCUGGUGUUUGUGUGUUAUUCAGAAGCUGAUCAACUUUGGAUGGUUGAAAUAGUCAUAAAUGGACUAUUCCUCAUUCGUCAAAUCACAACUUCACUGCAACAGAAUGAGGAGUUGAUGUCGUCACCUGCUGAAACCCGAAAUGAGAAAGCAGACGGAAUAUUCAACUUGGAAACAAGCCCUCCUCAGCAACUUCUUGUUGCUCCUAUUGAUAUAGACAAAGCAUAUUCUGGCUUUGCUUCUGCAGUGACGACUCCCGUUGAGUUUUGCGUUGUUCUGGAGGACUUGCAUCUAGUCAUGAACAAGGUGUCAAUGAUGAUGGACGACCUCCCUGGGCCGAUGUCUCCUCUUCCUGAAGCCCACCUCGUCCCUGGUACCUGCUGCCUGUUGAAAUCAGACACGCAGAACAAGUGGUGCAGGGCCGAAAUCGUACACGCCGACACCACAGCGGUCCUAAACCUUGUGGAUUAUGGCCUUUAUGAAUAUAUGCCAUACGAAGACUGCUCUAAGCUGAAGAGGCUUCCAGAGGAGAUAAUGAACCUCCCAAAAGUGACAUACCCCUGCAUCCUGAGAGGGGUGAAGCCAGUCGGAGUGGAUGGACAGUGGACCGAUGAAGCAGCGUUCUUCUUCCAGCAGUGUUUGUACCAAAAGAACCUUGAGAUCUUCUUCAGAGAGUUUGUGUCAAACACACACUGGAAGGUGGACAUUCUGGCUGAUGGCGUCCAUGUUGCCGAGAAGCUGGUGGAUGCUGGACAUGCCAAGUACAUAGACAUUGUGCUAGAACUGAGGUUCCAGCAGCAGAAACUUUGUAAUGCAGCUCCUCAUAGCCAUGACAGUGAGGAAGAGUGUGGCCAGGAAGAUGAAGGCUCUUACGGGAAGUCAGAUCUUACUGUUGAGUCUACUGAUGAAGCAAAGGGGAAGAUGCCACUCAGCGAUGUGCCACAAUCUGGUCAAUGUUUUCUGAUGUGAAGGCAGCCUGGUUGUAUAUUGUCUCUAAAAUGAGUGCCGAGGCCCAGCAGCGGUUCCUUAUUACCCACCUUUGGAUUAAUCCAAGUGAGAUGCUGCUUCUUGGAUGUUUUGGCUAAACGUUUCAGUCUCAGUACUUUGAGUGUGAGAGGUGCUCCAGAAACAGUCACAUAAAAGUGAUUUAUUACACUUAAAAUUAGCAGUGCUACCUUACUUUGUUACUUUAUAAACAUACUUGUAUUUAGUUAUGGUGAAACUGAUUUAUUUAGUUUUUUUGACUUGGUUUGAGUGACUUUUUUUGAAGAUUUGUUACAUCAGCGGCACCUUGUUAUUUUCCCAAGGAGCAUGAGAAAUGAGUUUUAAUGAGUUAAUUUUACAGUUAAUAUAAUUUUAUUAUGAUUCAAAUUACUUGCUCUCUUUGUACAGGGUCUUUGCAUUAAUAAGGUACAUACAUUUUUCCAUUCUGUUCAGUGCUUUGUUUAAAAACGAAUUUGGACAGUAAGACCUACAGUGUUUAUUUAAUGAGGUGAAAUAAACAAUGAAGUAGCCAUACAAAGAUUUUGUUAAAUUAAUUUUAAAUUAGGUCUACUUUGUGAAUUUUGACCAAGCUACUAACUCGUAAUUGUAACAGUUUGAAAUUUUUACAAUUAGUGCAAUGUGCCUGUUCAGGUGCAAAAUUAAAUCCUCACCAAUACUUAUUUUGUUCUCAUGAUAUAGGUGUGGGACAGGUUUAUUUGGGUUGUGGGGGAAAACUGAAGUCUUGAAUGGCCCCUACAGAAAUUCCAGUUCUUGCUCCACCACUAGAGUGCGCUGUUGAGUCAGGAUUGAUUGUUCAAGACCUGGAUCUGGCACAGCUGUUGGACACUAUGUAUCCCCAAUCAUUCAACCAGUUUUAAGUGGUGUCUGUUUACAUUAGAGUUUUACUUGUGUGCUCUGUGAAUGAGGAAGGAACUUUACUGUAUGUGAGGCGCAGUAAUGGCUGUCAAACCAGGGAUAAACCCAAAUUGGUGUUACUUGUUAUGAAAAAAAUAUACAACACAAGAUGUUU